AUAUAAACAGUGAAUGCAAGUCAUUUAAACUUAACAUAUCAUAGUUGUUUCAUAGAUACGUUUUUGGCUAUAUUGUAUACUCAGCCCAAAGUUUCUAUUAAAUCACUUUCACAAGUUUGAGCAUCUUUUGGGUAAAUCUACUGCAAGAAAAUGCCGAUUCAUAUCUACGCCACCCGUUAUAGCCCUCCCUGUCGGGCAGUCCUCAUGACAGCCAAACAGUUGAAUAUUGAUUUAAACCUCAAAACUAUUCAUUUGAAUGAAGGCCAACAUUUGACCGAAGAUUAUCUCAAGAUUAACCCAGCUCAUUCUAUACCGACCAUUGAUGACAAUGGAUUCAUACUCUGGGAGUCGAGAGCUAUAAUGCAAUACUUAUGCAACCGAUACGCACCGGACAGUCCCCUCUAUCCGACUGAUGCCACAAAGCGUGCACUUGUGGACCGUUGGCUUAACUUUGAUCAUACGCUCACUAUUGCUGUCCGAGAUGCCUGUUUAAGACCGUAUUUUAUGGGCGUUGAACCGACUGAACAAAGUUUGAAAGUGUUUAACGACACAAUGAAACUGUUGGAUGAGUUGAUUGGAAACAAGAAAUACUUGAAUGGAAAUCACUUAACAAUUGCUGACUUGUCUGUAUUGGCCACCACUUACACUCUGAAGAUUUUGAACAAGGAUAUGACGCCUUUCCCAAACUUUAAAACCUGGAUAACAGGGUUGACCGCAGAAUUUCCAUACGUUGAGGAGAUUAAUAAGUUUGAUGAAAAUGACAUCAAGAGUCAGAUGAACAAAACGAAAACUUUCUUUCUUGAGAAACUCAGUAAGAAGUAAUAAAAUGUG
Messenger RNA from Oppiella nova, 831 nucleotides. The record is from the annotation of a GenBank genome assembly. Lineage: Eukaryota; Metazoa; Arthropoda; Arachnida; Sarcoptiformes; Oppiidae.